Pisolithus orientalis is the source of this 3405-nucleotide messenger RNA. RefSeq names its product ubiquitin elongating factor core-domain-containing protein. The record is from RefSeq and is a predicted model, not a curated record. Gene Ontology annotation, cellular component: nucleus; cytoplasm; ubiquitin ligase complex. Bases 1 to 3303 code for a protein of 1100 amino acids. The transcript has 23 exons. NCBI's taxonomy places the organism in Eukaryota, Fungi, Basidiomycota, Agaricomycetes, Boletales, Pisolithaceae. Gene Ontology annotation, biological process: protein polyubiquitination. Gene Ontology annotation, molecular function: ubiquitin-ubiquitin ligase activity.
AUGAACGACCCUCAGAGCGAUGCCGAUCGCAUUCGUGCCAAACGCCUGGCAAAAUUACAGGCCGGACGAUCUUCAGCAUCGGCUGAAGCGUCCUCCUCGGCAUCCACUCCAACUCAAGCGCCUUCCGUGACAGCUACGGAAGCUAUUCCAGUCAAACAACCUAGACAUCUUCUGACAACUUCCCUCCCUCCUGCGCCUCAGCAACUGGCACAGUUACCUUUAAAGAGGAAAGCACCGCCGUCUGCGGCGGACAAGGUCGAUCUGGCGUCAUGGGAGGACGAAAGUAUCACGCAGAUAUUCAAGGUCACGCUGAACCGCUCUACAGCAGAGCGAAGUAAUUAUGAUCUGGUGUGGCUCAAAAGCCUCGAAUCUGAACUGCUCUCGGAAGGAUACGGUCAAGCGCCUCCUCUGCGCUUGUCAGGAGAAAUCUUAGAUCGCCUCCUCAUUGCCCGUUUGGAAUUGGAUCCUCAUGCGAUGUCUGAUGACUUAGACUACGUCCCUGUUCUCGCAUCACUACCUGAUCAGAUGACUGUAUUCGGAUACUUGGUCGGCUGUUGGAAGCGAUUGAACAAGGCGAGAAACGAACUUUUGAGGAAGAACCCAGUGAAGGAGAUCCAGCAGGCAUCCGUGCUGUUGGAAAAGAUUCGCAAUCUUGUUAUUAGUUAUGCUGGCUUGAAUCUCCAGGAUCCCGGGAUGUUCCCUCAGCCACAAGGGCAAGAUGUUGGACCAUCCGAACUGGUCAGGCCGCUGUUAUCGCUAUCCGCGCUCUCUUCCCCACUUGCGUCCACUUCGCCAGCGGUUAAUGCGCUAAACCCUACAGAAGUGGAACCUUUUCUGCAGGAUUUAGCCCAACGGUUUGAACCAGACAACGAAAUAGAUAGUGUCCUUGGACCAGUGGCGCGCCAACUAUUAUUCCAUGAGUCGUUAGUACGACCCGAAGGUAUUGGAGGAGGCGAUUCUUCCUGGCGCGCUAUUGUCAGUGGUGUCGAGGCCCUUGUCAGUAUAAAGAGUAUAGCUGUGAUGUUCACCCGACUUACCGAAUGGAAUCCUCCACACGCCACUGGUGCGUCGAUCGAGAUGCUGUCCAUGAUGGGUCCUUUGUGUCGUCUUGGAGUUUUCAGUAGAGAAUGGUCCUACAUUGCUGAAACGUAUUUUUCCGAACCGAGCAAGCGAUCCCGAAGUGACAUAGAGUCUUCCUACGCAAGUUUGAGGGGGACAGUGAAGAGCUUGCAAUCUUCCCUCUUCUCGAUAUUCAAUACCAUUGUCAGGGCAUCCCCGGAGGCUAGGGAAGCUGUCCUCGAAUACUUUGCUACCGUUAUCAGACUUAACGUCAAACGUGCGGGUAUGCAGGUCGAGCCUCACACAGUAGCGUCCGACAGUUUCAUGAUAAACUUGCAUAGUGUGUUGCUUCGUUUUGCAGAGCCGUUCAUGGAUGCUCGCUACUCGAAGAUGGACCGUAUAGAUUCACUUUAUUUCGCAGUCUCGGAAAGAAUAGACGUGAAAGAGGAGACCAGAAUAAAGGCCACGAGCGAGGAGGCCACUCAAUGGGCUGAAGAGCAUAGACAAGGAGCUGCUCCGCCAAACUUCAUCUCUGAAAUUUUCUAUCUCUGCAAUGCCAUGGCUCAUUACGGGUACCUACGGACUGCCCAGACCUACGAGGACUUUGGCAAGCACCUAGACGACCUCCAACGUCACCACGACAUGAUCAAUGGUGAUAGGUCCUGGAUGGGGACACCGUUCCAAGCCAGGACAGAGCAAACCCUCAAUCAUUGCAAGUUAGAGAUUGCAAAAAUUCAAGCUCAUCAACUUGCAUUCCGAGUCCAAUUGCUCGAGCCCGAUUUAGUGUUCCGAUACAUUGGCUUUACUAACUUCGUAUCGACUUGGUUGAUUCGAAAAGUUGAUCCACGGGGAUUACACCCUCAACCUAUAGUAGAGUUGCCUUUACCCCAGGAAAUUCCCAUGUCCUUCCGGGUACUUCCAGAGUACAUACUUGAGGAUGUGGUUGAGUAUUUCCUUUUCGUAGCUCGUCACUCCCCAAAUAGUUUGGAUCUUUCAGGAAGGGAAGAACUAGUUAUUUUUGCGCUUACUUUCCUGACGUCAACGUGGUGUAUCAAGAACCCAUUUUUGAAGUCCAAGAUUAAUGAGGCUGUCUUCUAUGGCGUGUUACCAUAUGCCCAUGAACGCAAUGGUAUAUUGAGCGGAGUGCUUAACAGCCAUCCCGUUGCUCUGAAGAAUCUCAUACCGGCUAUGACCCACUUUUAUAUCGAAGUUGAACAGACUGGUGCCAGUUCACAGUUUUAUGACAAAUUUAAUGCCAGGAGGAACAUUGCUUACAUACUAAAGGCGGUCUGGGACAAUCCCGUUCACCGCGAGGCACUUAACACUGAAGCGAAGGACGUGGAGAAGUUCGUCCGCUUUGUCAACCUCAUGAUCAACGACGUCACCUACCUUAUGGACGAGUCACUGAGUGAAUUGACCCAAAUUCACAACCUCCAAGCAGAGAUGGCUGAUCAGGCGGCGUGGCAAGCUCGCCCCGCGCAAUACCGACGUGAGAGAGAAAAUACUUUGCGGGGGCUAGAACGUCACGCAUCUGGCUACACGACCCUGGGCAAAUCAACUGUAGGUUUGCUGAGGGACUUCACUGCGGAAACCAAGGCACCGUUUAUGAUGCCGGAGAUUGUCGACCGGCUGGCUGCAAUGCUAGACUACAAUUUGGAGGCGUUGGUUGGACCAAAAUGUUCAGAGUUGAAAGUCAAGGAGCCGGAGAAGUAUAAUUUCAACCCGAGGCACCUUCUGAGUGACAUUUUGCAAGUCUAUUUGAAUCUUGGCGACCAGGACGAAUUUGCGCGUGCUGUAGCGAACGAUGGUCGAACUUACAAACCGGAACUAUUCGAGACGGCUAUAGCUAAGGCGCGGAAGAUAGCGCUGAAACCGGAAUCGGAACUGGAACAGCUGCGUGUGUUUGCCGUCAAGGUUGCAGAGACUAAGGCGACUAUCGACCAGGAAGAAGAUUUGGGAGAAAUUCCAGAAGAAUUCCUGGACCCUUUGAUGUACACAUUGAUGCGGGAUCCUGUAACCUUACCGUCGUCCCAUGUGGUCAUUGAUCGAGCAACGAUCAAGUCACACCUUCUCUCCGACGCCAAGGAUCCAUUCAAUCGAUCGCCACUCAAAUUUAGCGAAGUGCUUCCCAACCUGGAGCUUAAAGCAAGAAUUGACGCAUUUGUUGUUGAACGGCGUAGUCAACAUGCAGUUAGAAAACCUACGAGGGACUCUGGCAGCAACAUGGACGCUGUUAUGGAGUAAUGGUUUGGUACCUCGACACCAGUUUUUACGCUGUACAUUAUAUUUGUAUCCAUCCAAGCUAGAGUCAUUCACGGUAAGAAACGCGAUGUGAGGCAUUUACAA